GGUCGCCCGGCGUCUCCCUCCCGGUCUUUCUUCCCUCAAGUCGCCGCCCACUCGGCACUCGGCGACGGAACGGAUGCCGUCUACGUCCUAGCAGCUCACUUUCCAGUGGGAUAUCGGGAAUGUAGGCACACUCUGGCAGGAGUCCAGUGAUAGAAUUCUGUCUGUGACCCAUCCAGCCUGCAGACCACCUUCUCCAUCAAAUCUUCAAUGUUUAGGUGUUUACAUAUGUACUUGAGAGUCUCCACAUUACAUGGAGUGAGUUUUCUUGCGUCUAUGUGGAACACAUAUCCCUAUGAGAAGCUGAGCCCAUAAGCCUCAUCACAGUGCACCAUCCUUGAGGCAGUGAGGACUUCUGCUCAUCAGAAAGGAGUGUCUGCGGUAGGAGACUGUGGACCAGGCUUGUGCCACACAGAGAGUGGAGCUCUAUUAGAGAGUAAAAAGGAUACGUGAUCAGAUCCUGCGUUGUUUAAGGGCUCAUUUAGAAGAGAUCAUUUAAAGAAAUUUUUAAAAAACAAGAAAACUUUGUGUACAGAAUCUCAAAGGAUAUAUCUUUUAGGAAAACUUGUAGAAAAUACAGAUGUUUUAGUCAGUUUCCUAAAAACUUAUUUGAGCAAAGCCUUAGGACUCCCCAUGGAGGUAGGCAGGAGCACUAUUAGAGACUUUCCCCCCUCCCCUGGUAACAGAACUUGUGUAAAAUUGCUGAAAGAAGCCAAACCAUUUGUGUCCCAGGGGCUGAGAGCAAACUACAGUCAGGUGAGUUGGGUGGACUGGACGGGGAGGCAGGCUAGUGGAUUUCUGAAGACGAUGGCAGGUCUAAAGGUCCUACUUGUAAGGCCAGUGAGAAAGCAGGGAAGAAGUUAAAGCUGGAGAGUGUUAGGAAUGAAAUUUGUGCUUGUAAGUGAUAUUAGCCCCACCCAGCAGCCUCUGGAGAGGGGAGUGGUUGCUGGAGGUUGAGCUCUAGAAUCACUCUUGAACACUGGAGACCAACCUCCAGGCUGGUGAGAGCUUCCAUCUGCUGGAGGGUACUCCUGCCCACCUCCAUGGGGACUGAUGGAUCCUGCCCUGGGGACCCUUCUGGACCUCACCCCGUGUACCUCUUCAUCUGACUGUUCAUCCUUGUAAUAAACCAGUAAAACUGAGUAAAGUGUUUUCCUAAAUUCUAGGAGUCAUUCUAGAAAAUUGCCAAGCCUAAUUUGAGGGAUUGUGGGAACCCUUGAAUCCACAAUGCUCUCGGCAGAAAAUGUGGGCAGUCUGGGCACUACAUUUAUGGUUGGCAUCUGAAGUAGAGGAAGUCUCUUGGGGCUAAGACUUUGAACUUGUGGGAUCUGAUGCUGACUCCAGGAAGAUGGUGUCAGAAUGAACUGAAUCCUUGGACACCCAGGCAAUGUCAGAACAUUAGUUGUUGGGGUGAAGAAAACUAUUUAUACAAAUUUUUAGAUUUUGAGAAAUCCAUGACUGUUGUCUGUCACAGGGUGUUGGUCGGUAAGUGGGUGGACGAAAUGGAUGUAUAAGGGAGGUAAGAAGGCAGAACUAACAAAAUAUGCUUUUUUGUCUCAGAUGUUAUUGAGCACGAGCCAUGUAACCAGGCAUUGGGAUAGGUCCCGUGUAUGCAGUUGGAAUAAAGUUCCUUUUUUUUUUUUUUUUUUUUUUUUGGUCCUGCAUGCAUGCAGAAAAGAGUGCAUGGGGAUUGAGGUGGGCAGUAAAAGGGAUGGAAUUAGGGGCUGAUAGACUUUAAGUGGUGUCAGUGGAUGAGCUGGAAAGGGAGAGGCUCUGAUUGCUGGAGGGAUCUCCGAUUCUUCAUCUGACAGGGCAUUCCUGGUAAGACCUGGCAGGGGGCUAUACCACUUAAGAGGACCAUGUUUAGAAAUCUGAGUUUGGGAAACAGAACACAACUGAAAUCCUAGCUGUAUCAUUCCUUAGCCAUGUACUUUCCUCAUCUUGCUAAAGUUUCCUGAAACUGUGUCAUGUGUCCAUGUCAUUCUGGGCUGCAAUAAUAAAAUACCACACAUUGGUGGCUUAAACAACCGACAUUUGUUUUUCACAGUUCUGGAGCCUGGGAACUCCCAAGACCAAGGUGUCAGCAGAUUCAGUAUCCUUGAUGUGCCUGCCUUCUCACUGGGUCCUAACUUGGUAGAGAGAGAGAGAGCUGUGGUGUGUUCCUCUAAGAAUUACUCCAGUCCCUUCAUCGGGGACCUCCUCUCAAGACCUCAUCUAAACCUAAUUACCUCUCAAAACGCCCCACCUCCAGCUUUUCCUGCAUACGGUUUGCACUCUCUGUGAGUGGAAAUCCGGAGGAAGAGACGUGGUGGCCGAACUCUUGAUGAUGCAACUGCAGAAAAAGCAGGAUUACCAUACGGAGGAAUGAUGCAGUCAUCAUUGUUGUUAAGAAUGGAGAGCUCACUGCAGGAGAGAUCACUGUGGGGCCAUCCUUCGGACGAGCCAUCUCAGGAGCCCCUAACCGGACCGCAGGACCUGUCUGCCCUGAUACCUUAUAAAGAACAAGAAUCUGUGACCUACAAAGAUGUAGCUGUAGACUUUACCCAGGAAGAGUGGGCCCUGAUGGACACAUCCCAGAGAAUGCUGUACAGAGAUGUGACGCUGGAAAACAUUAGUCAUCUGGUCUCUGUGGGGUGUCAUUUCUUCAGAUCAGAUGUGAUCUCCCCGUGGGAGCAAAGAGGGGAGCAGUGGAGGGAAGAAAGAGGACCUCCCCAAGGCUGGAGUCCAGGCAUGAAAAAAAGCCAUAACAAGCAAGAAAUAAUAUCUAUGCAAGAUAUCUACAUGAAGGACCCACCAAACUGCUGGACAAUACAGAAACGUCAUGCAGGAGAAGACCUCUCUGUAUAUAGUGGGUAUGAAGUUUUCAUUCACACCUACACACUUACGCAACAUAUCUUAACUGACACUGGACACAAACCCUAUAAGUGUAAUGAAUGUGGAAAACACUUCACCCGAAACGCCAACCUUCAUACCCACAAAAUAAGUCACACAGGAGAGAAUCCAUUUGUUUGUAAUCAGUGUGGGAGGCGCUUCAGGUAUUUUUCAUCUUUAACUAGACAUAAGCGAAUUCAUACUGGAGAGAAGCCUUAUGAAUGUCAUCUAUGUGGGAAAGCCUUUGUUCGUAGUUCCCUUAAACAACAUCAGAGAACACACACUGGAGAGAAACCAUAUACAUGUCCUCUAUGUGGAAAAGGCUUCGUUACAAGGUCUAAUCUUCGAGAACAUGAGAGAACUCACAGUGGAGAGAAACCAUAUACAUGUCAUCAUUGUGGAAAAGCCUUUGUUCAAAGCUCUUGUCUUAGAAAACAUGAGAGAACUCACAGUGGAGAGAAACCAUAUAAAUGUCAUCUAUGUGGAAAAGCCUUUGUUACAAGCUCUAAUCUUCGAGACCACGAGAGGACUCACACUGGCGAGAAACCAUAUAAAUGUCAUCUGUGUGGAAAAGCCUUUGUUCAAAGCUCUUGUCUUAGAAAACAUGAGAAAACUCACACUGGUGAGAAACCAUAUACAUGUCAUCUAUGUGGAAAAUCCUUUGUUCAAAACUCUUAUCUUCGAGAACAUGAGAGAACUCACACUGGAGAGAAACCAUAUAAAUGUCAUCUAUGUGGGAAAGCCUUUGUUCGAAGCUCUUGUCUUAGAAGACAUGAGAGAAUUCACAUUGGAGAGGACCCAUAUACAUGUCAUCUAUGUGGAAAAGCCUUUGUUACAAACUCUGAUCUUAGUAAACACAAGAAAACUCACACUGGACAGAAGCCAUAUACAUGUCGUCUAUGUGGAAAAGCCUUUGAUCAUACCUCUUGUCUUAGAAGACACGAGAAAACUCACAGUGGCGAGAAACCAUAUACAUGUCAUCUAUGUGGAAAAGCCUUUGUUCAAGGCUCUAAUCUUCGAAAACAUGAGAGAACACACUGGCGCUACAGAGCGUGACCUGGGAGAGCUGACUUUGGAAGGAACUCUCUAUUCUGGCUCUCCCAGUUUUCAGCAUCCAACCCGCAGCUCCAGAAGGAGUGUGAUCACUCUGCCACUGCCUCAAAAGGUGCCAUCAUAGGCCACCAAACGAUUGAAGAAAAAUAAUAGUUAAAAAAAAAACUGUUAAUAUUUAUUUAUUUUGGAGAGGGAGAAGGAGAGAGAGCAUGAGCAGGGGAGGGACAAGAGGGGGAGAGAGAAAAUCCAAGCAGGCUCUGCGCUGUCAGUGCAGAGCCCGAUGUGAGGCUCAAACUCACGAACUGAGAUCAUGACCUAAGCCAAAAUCAAGAGUCAGAUGCUCACUCGACUGAGCCACCCAGGCGCCCCUCCAUUACAUGUUUUGAUGAAUGCCCCGCAACGGUGUGUUCGAACUCAACAACUCUGCCACUCACAGCCCCCAUCACUGGUGCACACAGAUUUCCCCAUCUCUGAACCAUUCAGACCCUGGAUUCCAGUUUCACACUGGUCAGGAUCUGGCCUUUCUUUCACCACGGCCCUAACAAGUCUCACAGGCCUGAUGCCACGAUGCUACUUUCCCUUCUCCCAGGCUCCCCAGUGGCCUGUGGGCCUGUAGUGGACUCGCUGGUGCUCCAGGGUUUGAACUGUUGCCAGGCAGACCUUGCUUUUCACCUCCUGCAUGCACUGAUCCCACGGUGAACAAAACGCCCUCGACACACACACGCAAUCUGAUAACAUGUUCUGACAAUCACAUGUAGACCUUCCACCCUGACCACACU
Felis catus (domestic cat) is the source of this 4700-nucleotide messenger RNA. RefSeq names its product zinc finger protein 501-like. The coding region runs from base 2362 to 3924 and encodes 520 amino acids. The record is from RefSeq and is a predicted model, not a curated record. Gene Ontology annotation, biological process: regulation of transcription by RNA polymerase II. Gene Ontology annotation, molecular function: DNA-binding transcription factor activity, RNA polymerase II-specific; RNA polymerase II cis-regulatory region sequence-specific DNA binding. The transcript is spliced from 10 exons. NCBI's taxonomy places the organism in Eukaryota, Metazoa, Chordata, Mammalia, Carnivora, Felidae.